This is a messenger RNA of Macrosiphum euphorbiae (potato aphid), 369 nucleotides long. Lineage: Eukaryota; Metazoa; Arthropoda; Insecta; Hemiptera; Aphididae. The record is from the annotation of a GenBank genome assembly.
AUGAGUGUCGACAUGGUGCAAGACGGCCAGGAUGAGGAGAAUUCGGCAUAUGGUGACUGUGAGGGUCCGGAUGCCAUGUAUGUCAAGCUGAUAUCAAGCGACGGGCAUGAGUUUAUCGUCAAGCGGGAGCAUGCCUUGAUGUCAGGCACAAUUAAAGCCAUGUUGAGUGGCCCCGGCCAGUUUUCAGAAAACGAAACAAAUGAAAUCCACUUUAGGGAGAUACCAUCUCACGUUUUACAAAAGGUCUGUAUGUACUUUACAUACAAAGUUCGUUAUACAAACAGCCCAUUCGAGAUUCCAGAGUUCCCUAUUCCACCACAAAUCGCUUUGGAACUUCUGAUUGCAGCCAACUUUUUGGAUGUUGAGUAA